AUGGAAAACGUAUUGUCGAAUUUAAAGGAUAGUAAACCUGAUAUUAUUUUAACAAGCACACGUGAAUUUACAAAGGAUAAAUCAGAAAAAAAAGUAAAUUUGUCUAUAGGUAUAUGCUGUACUGAAGAUGGGGGGUUACAUGUAUUUAAAAGUGUAUUAGAAGCAGAAAAAUUAAUUUUAGAAAAAAAUAAGGAAAAACCUUAUUUAUUAAGUAAUGGUACUAAAGAUUUUUCUAUUUUAACUCAAAAAUUAAUUUUUGGAGAAAAUUCAGAAUAUAUGAGAGACAAGAGAAUAUGUUCUAUUCAGACAAUAGGGGGUACAGGUGCUAUAUUUAUAAUAUUGGAAUUUUUAAAGGGUUUUAAUAUUGAUAGUAUAUAUGUAACAAACAUUCCAUAUGUAAAUCAUAUUUAUAUGAUAGAAUCAUUUGGUUUUAAUUUAAAAUAUUUGAAAUAUUUUGAUUCUGAAUUAUUAGAUAUAAAUUAUGAAUCAUUUUUAAAUGAUUUAAGAAACAUUGAAAAUCGAUCAUGCAUACUUCUUCAGGCCUGUUGCUAUAAUCCAUGUAGUACAGAUAUUGAAGAAAUGUAUUUUGAUGAAAUAGCUGAAAUAGUUUUAGAAAAAAAUCAUUUAGUUAUAUUUGAUGUUGCUUACCAAGGUCUUGGAAAUUCUGAUAUAGAUAAAGAUGUGCUAUUAAUUAGAAAAUUUCAAGAAAAAAAAAUUUCAUUUGCUGUAUGUCAAUCUUUUUCUAAAAACAUGUCAUUAUACGGUGAACGAGCUGGGGCUCUACACAUUGUAUGUAAAAACAAAACUGAGAGACAAUUGCUUUUUAAUAAUUUACGUAUUCUUAUCAGAAGAUUUUACACAUCUCCUAUUAUUCAUACCAAUAGAAUCGUUUGCGAAGUUUUAAAAAAUGAAAAAUUAAAAUCCUUAUGGUUAAAAGAUUUAUAUGAAUUAUCCGAUCGUAUUAAAAAUAAUAGAAUUUUAUUUUUUGAUAAACUAGAAUUUUAUCAGAAAAAAUAUAAUUUAAAUUAUGAUUGGAAUAUUUAUAAAAAGCAAAAAGGUAUAUUUUCUUUUGUUCCAAUUCUUGGUAAUAUUUACAAGAAGUUAAGGGAUUAUCAUAUAUAUAUAAUUGAUAAUGGAAGAAUAAAUAUAUCUGGUAUAACUCAAAAGAAUGUCGAUUAUAUAACAGAAAAAAUAUGUCUUUGUUUAAGUGAAAUGUAG
Messenger RNA from Plasmodium relictum, 1218 nucleotides. It is a transcript of the gene AspAT, whose product is annotated as aspartate aminotransferase, putative. Gene Ontology annotation, molecular function: L-aspartate:2-oxoglutarate transaminase activity; pyridoxal phosphate binding. NCBI's taxonomy places the organism in Eukaryota, Apicomplexa, Aconoidasida, Haemosporida, Plasmodiidae. Bases 1 to 1218 code for a protein of 405 amino acids. Gene Ontology annotation, biological process: amino acid metabolic process; biosynthetic process. Gene Ontology annotation, cellular component: mitochondrion. The record is from RefSeq and is a predicted model, not a curated record. The transcript has a single exon.